AUGUCUGAAGCAUCCCGUUGGCGAGUCGGCGGACCUCCACAUAAUCUGCAUUACAGAAAGGAAGAAGAAAUUAGAACUACACUUCGGGAAUUAUUACUCUACUUAAUUUUUUUAAUAAAUUUAUGCAUAUUAACUUUUGGAAUGGUAAAUCCACAUAUGUAUUACUUAAACAAAGUUAUGUCAUCUUUGUUUUUGGACACUUCUGUGCCUGGUGAAGAAAGAACCAGCUUUAAGUCUAUUCGCAGCAUAACUGAUUUUUGGAAGUUUAUGGAAGGACCCCUUUUGGAAGGUCUGUACUGGGAUGCAUGGUACAAUAACCAGAAGUUGUACGACUUAAAGAACAGCAGUCGUAUCUACUAUGAAAACAUACUUUUAGGAGUCCCCAGAGUACGUCAACUAAAAGUCCGCAACAACACAUGCUUGGUCUACCCAUCCUUUCGGUCUUUGAUGAAUGAAUGUUAUGACAGAUACACUUCUUAUAAUGAAGACAUAACUGAAUUUGGCCUUAAACUUGAUCCAGAAUGGAAGUACUCUGCUCCUAGUACCAACUCCCCUUGGCACUGGGGAUUUGUUGGUGUUUACAGAAGUGGGGGAUUUAUUUUCACUUUAUCAAAAUCAAAAUCUGAAACCAGAAAUAAGUUUGGCCACCUUCGAACGAAUAGCUGGAUCACAAGAGGAACUCGAGUUAUUUUUAUUGAUUUUUCUUUAUACAAUGCUAACAUUAAUCUGUUCUGUAUCGUAAGAUUGGUGGCAGAAUUUCCUGUAACUGGAGGAAUACUUACUUCAUGGCAGUUCUACUCUGUGAAGCUCCUCAAGUAUGUCAGCUACUACGAUUAUUUUAUUGCUUCCUGUGAAAUCAUAUUUUGUAUCUUUUUCAUUGUCUUCACAAUAGAAGAAAUUAAAAAAUUAAAAGAAUUUAAGUGGGCCUAUUUCAGAAGUAUUUGGAACUGGCUAGAAUUACUACUUUUGGUGUUGUGUUCCAUGACCAUAAUCUUCAAUUUAUACUGUAUUAUACAAAUUUUUCUCUUACUUGAUCUGUUGUUACAAAAUACAGAAAAAUAUUCAGACUUUUAUUUUCUUGCAUACUGGCACAUCCACUACAACAAUGCCAUCGCUAUUACCAUCUUCUUUGCAUGGAUAAAGAUAUUCAAGUUCAUAAACUUUAAUGAAACAAUGUCUCAGCUGUCAUCAACCUUGUCCCGAUGCAUCAAAGAUAUAGUAGGAUUUGCCAUCAUGUUUUUUAUAAUAUUCUUUGCUUAUGCUCUAUUAGGAUUUCUUGUUUUUGGAUCACAGGUUGAUGACUUUUCCACCUUUCAAAAUUCCAUAUUUGCACAAUUUCGAAUUGUCCUCGGAGAUUUUAAUUUUGCUGGCAUUCAGCAAGCCAACCAUGUCUUGGGACCCAUUUACUUCAUCACUUUCAUCUUUUUUGUGUUCUUUGUCUUGCUGAACAUGUUCUUGGCAAUUAUUAACGAUACCUAUUCUGAAGUGAAAGCUGAUUUUUCAAUAGGCAGAAGGCCAGAUUUUGACCUUGGUAAAAUGAUCAAAGAGACUUACAACAAAACUCUUGAAAAACUCAAGUUAAAGAAACCUGAAAAUAAAGAAAAAAGUAUGGAAACUGGUGAUUUGGCCAAAAAAGCCAGAAGAGAAGGCUUUGAUGAACAGGAGAUUCAAAGGGCAGAGCGGAUGAAAAAGUGGAAAGAGAAGCUUGAGAAAAAGUAUUACUCUGAAGUCACUGAAGAUGACUAUCAACCUGUCACUCAACAAGAAUUUCGAGAUGGCACCAUAACCAAGUACAAAAUGAGACUGAGUGCCUGA
Molecule: messenger RNA, 1815 nt
Organism: Sorex fumeus (smoky shrew)
Lineage: Eukaryota; Metazoa; Chordata; Mammalia; Eulipotyphla; Soricidae
Gene: PKD2L2
Product: polycystin 2 like 2, transient receptor potential cation channel
Exons: 14
Coding region: 1-1815 (604 amino acids)
Biological process (GO): detection of mechanical stimulus
Cellular component (GO): membrane
Molecular function (GO): calcium ion binding; calcium channel activity
Source: RefSeq, a predicted model, not a curated record